AUGGCCCCCAUCUCCUCACUACCACCUCAGAUACUGGAAGAUAUCUGCAAGUUACUGGCGUCUCCACCGCCAGACCGAAAUUCGGAUGGGACAAAACGUAGCCGCAGGCCAUAUACAAAAGACUGCGGUUCCAUGAGACUCACAUGCAAAGCUUUUCGCGAUCUAAGUGACUUGCGUCUCGCAUUGUUCUACGACAUUCUUGUCGAGCCUACCCGCCAGAGUAUCGCCAACUUAGACCUAAUAGCACGGCACCCUGUCAUUCGAAAUUGCGUCCGCCGCCUUACAUUUAACCGACCAGUGGUGCCCCCUCGACAGGUUUUGGCAUCCACAGCCUUUUCCAAUGAUUCUGAGGGUAUCCUCAGUUAUGGAGAAGUUGCAGCGAGCUGUGCCCUAUCAAUUUCUCGGCUCCCAAACCUUUUCAGCGUCGUCGUAUCCAAUACGGAUAUGUUCAACCCUGAGUACGACUACGAUUUCCAUGACCGUUCCAUACGUAUACAAGAAGGAUUGCAUGAGACGACCAGUAAGAACAGAUCGGAACCUAGCUAUGGAGACUAUGUUCUCUCUGCUCUCGCAGGGGUGGAAGACCGGAUUGAGGAAUUAAAUUCUGAUCUGCAAUGGGCGCCGACAUGGAAACUAUCACCUGAACCAAUCUUUGCACACCGUAGUAGGCCUUAUUUUACCAGGUUAACGCAACUCGUGCUACACUUACGGGAUGAGUCUAACAUACCUGAGGGGUCAGACUGGUCCGACAUCCUCCAUCCAUUGAUUAAGGAUUCCUCCAGGCUGGAAGAGCUUUGUCUUCACUUUCGGGGUGAUGACAAGCUACCGGAGAGAUACCCCGUCAUCAACCAACUAUGGGACAUGGAAAUCCCCCAGUUGACUGUCCUCUCCAUUCGACAUUGUCGAUUGUCGAGUUCAGCCUUUUCUGGUUUCCUUAGCCGCCAGAGCAGUCUUAGGCACUUGAGUUUAGAUAAAGUUGAGGCAGAUGCUGGAUGGGAUGUUAUUCUUACAUGCACCCAAGAGCAUCCAAAGCUGGGCCGUAUGAAGCCUGAAUACAACGGGGUGGACGGAAAACCAUCCAGCUUCACUAUUUAUUCCCUUUCAGCACCGAAUGAGCAAACCUAA
Pochonia chlamydosporia 170 is the source of this 1125-nucleotide messenger RNA. RefSeq lists its product as hypothetical. Bases 1 to 1125 code for a protein of 374 amino acids. The record is from RefSeq and is a predicted model, not a curated record. The transcript is spliced from 2 exons. NCBI's taxonomy places the organism in Eukaryota, Fungi, Ascomycota, Sordariomycetes, Hypocreales, Clavicipitaceae.